AUCCACGGCAUCGAGAUGGAUAAUAAGCGCCGUGUCAAGGACCAUGAAGCAUCACCGUCCAGACUUUGGCCUAUUUUACAACGUCGUAGGAUAGAAAAACUCAGGGAGCAACGCCAGGAAGAGUUUGUGCGUGCCUGUAGUGACAACUUUGACUGGCUCGAAAACUAUUAUCAAGGAUGUGUCUAUGCCGCACGCCAAAACAAAAAUCAUUUCAAACGAAGGCACUAUCACCAUUUGUCAACAAUUGAGCAUCACGAUGAUGGAUCAGACCCCGUUCAACAUCAGACACCACCACAGCAACAACUAUACACUCCUCGUAUUAGCUCCACCAAGAUUGCAGACGAAAGUCUCACAUUUGAUGAUUACAACCAAUCUCAUACUCUCGAUCAGGAAACACAACUGGAAGAGAUCAGUACAUCAAGGAACCUGUCUAUCACAGAGAAAUUGAAGGUUAUUGCAGGAUAUGAAUGGCUACAGAAGUCUCACGAUGACCUUAAUGACACUGAACACCACGGCCACUUAGAAGCAGGCUCCGCUAAGUUUGACCUGCAUCGUCCACCCACUCCCAGCUCACACAUGCGUAUACUCAGCCCACGGUCCCCAUAUGAGCGACAUCGUAUAACGAAACGCACACGACUGCGGGUAGAUGCUUCAGCUGCAACGAGGAAGACUUUUCGAGCAUUGAAGGCGCUUCGAAAGAGGGCUAGUAGCUAUCUUGACGACCCUCCUCAGCAUUGGGCCAAAGUCGGUGAUUUAGACCACAGUGUUGCACCAACGUACAAUAAUCAUUCAGAACAGUUAAAUGACGUACAUUCGUCCGACCUCUCUGCUAAGUACUCUUCGGAUUCCAGUCAAACACGACCGAAGUCACUAUCACCUGAGCCUAUCAUCCAUGUUUCAGGUACAGAUCACAAACUACCAACGCGGCCUGAGUCGCCGGCAGUACAGGUACAUCACCACUCUGAAGGUACUGAGCAAGGUGAUAAUCAUGCACAUAGCAGCCAUGCAACACCGGGCCUGAAAGCCAGGGAUUCGAUGACUCUUCUAUCGCCUUCUCUGAAGCCUCGGGAGCAACAUCGUGGUUCUUCUUUUCAGUUGACACCAAAACUUGCUCGUAGCGUGUCAGGUAGCAAGCGAAGUGAACGUGAGGAUGAUCUGGAUCAAGUAGAUAGGACUUUUAUGGAGACCUCCAAAAAGCCACGCUCUUCCUUUCAAGACUCUGAGGCUCCUGUGCGCUUCGGUUGGCCGGUUGAAGAACCAGAGUUAACCAGUCGUCUCUCCCUCAGCAUAAACCAGCACCAAAGCAAGAAUAUACAGGAAAAGGGUAAAAGCCAAGGGCUGUCAAAUAGUGAACAGAGCUCUGAGACUCUAGGAGGCGUUGAAUCCGGAAAGCCUAUCCUGUUUUCGAAAUUUUACUCGACAACAGAUAGCACAGAUGUUCAUUCCAGCACCCCAUACUCUUUGAUACAUUCAACAACACCGGAAUCUUCUCCGCUAGCAUCGUACCGCAACGCGCAAUCAAGUGUAAAUAAGAAGUCUAUGGAUCAUAAUGAUAUCGCUGAAGUGGACAUAGAAAAAGAUAAAACAGCCAAAAGGACUGGCGAUUCAGGGCUGAAGGAUACUAGUAUGGAAGUGGAUACAGUUGAAGCUACUGCGGCAUAUCAUGCAGAAAAAACUGGUCACGAAAGGGCGUUAAUAUCAUCACAUCAGCCAAUUGGCGAAGAAGACAUUCGGGAGAGAGUAAUGAGUCGAUUAAAAAUGGCUGCAGUUACGACAGCACAGCACCCAGGAGAUAUGCAUGAAGAUGGCUCCAUGCCCCGUGAGACCUUUGGAAAGAAAGUUUCUUUAGGAGAUUCCAUAAAGCAUCAAAAAGAUCAGCAGUCUACGACCUUAAACCGUACUGAGAGUAGUACUACAUAUCUUACGUCCGAAAACUUGACUGUAAGGCCAAAAGUGGCAACAGCGCUACCUGAAAAACGCAUCGUCGGUCAACGAAAGCCUCUAACUCAGACGAAUAAUCCGCUUGUCCUCACACCCGGGUCACAGAUGCCACCUUCACGAUUGCAGAAAAUGGUCCAAGCUCUCCCACUCACAACCUCUUUAAGCCAUACUCUUGGAUCAUUAAUGGAUAGUCAGCCACAUGAUCCAGCAGUGAAUUCAUCUAGUAAAACCGGUAAAGCACCGCUUUCGAGACUAUCCAAAGAUUCUUCUACAUUACAAGUAGGUGCCAAGUCAAUAUCAAACACAUCGUCCUCAGUUUCGAACCAAGCACGCCAGGGAGUCUCUCGUGUUACUCAACAGCCGAUGAAGGCGACUGAAAGUGGCCUGGCUCGUUCGGACGGCUUAGGAUCUGUUUCUCGCAAACCACUUGUGGGGCUAAAACCACUGUUUACUCUGAAGAAACCAACUCGACCAGUACUUCCUCAUAGCAUGUCGACUACAAAAUCCAUAGCAUUAUCAGGGACGUUGUCCGGAACAUCCAAGGCAAAGCCUACAGCACCAUCAAAAAUAGAUGAUAGACGUGAUGUUAAUUCGAUUCAAGUUCAACAUAAUGGAUCCAACUCGGGAGAAACCAAAAAAGCUUCCACAGGAUCUCUUAUGCAGCCUCUAUCUUCUAUAGUACCUGCAUCUCUGUCAGUUGUGCCAAAGUAUAAGGAUUUCUCAAUUCAAGGAUUAAGUGCUUUAGGUGGUCAGUCAAGUUCGAAUAACAAUUGUAUCAACUCACUUGAUACACCAGCAUCAGUAUCAUCUGUUGCUAAUCCUAUUUUGCCUGCAUGGGUCGGAAGUCAUGAUUACAAUGAUGCACAUCAUCAUGAAAAGACGAUAUUGCCUGAAAUCGACUACAAGGAUGAUGAUCCAGAGAAUGAAGACUCUUUUUCGAGGCAAGCAGGGAUACCUGCGUGGGGCACAUAUGAAGAAUUGGAGAAGUCUAUGCAAGAGCAGAGCCGUAUGAACCCACAAGAUAUCUUCGGGCCUCUGCCUGUACUUGAUAUGGCAGAAAUGUUCCCUGGAUAUCCAGGGAAAGAAGAUCCAAAGCCAAGGAAUAGUUCGAUCCAUUGGGGCACAGGCGACCGAUUAACGCAACAGGAAAUAACAAGAUAUAACGAGGAAAUGGGCUGGACCUCAAAUGCCUGACAAUAUUAAAGUAUUUAUAUGUGUAUACGCUUUUGUACUAUGUAGUAAGAUAUCCCCAUGUAGUUUUAUUCUAAAGUAAUAUAGC
Molecule: messenger RNA, 3220 nt
Organism: Lobosporangium transversale
Lineage: Eukaryota; Fungi; Mortierellomycota; Mortierellomycetes; Mortierellales; Mortierellaceae
Exons: 3
Coding region: 16-3135 (1039 amino acids)
Source: RefSeq, a predicted model, not a curated record